Hibiscus syriacus is the source of this 759-nucleotide messenger RNA. RefSeq names its product eukaryotic translation initiation factor 3 subunit G-like. Gene Ontology annotation, molecular function: translation initiation factor activity; RNA binding. The record is from RefSeq and is a predicted model, not a curated record. Bases 1 to 696 code for a protein of 231 amino acids. Gene Ontology annotation, cellular component: cytoplasm; eukaryotic translation initiation factor 3 complex. The transcript has 3 exons. Lineage: Eukaryota; Viridiplantae; Streptophyta; Magnoliopsida; Malvales; Malvaceae.
AUGUGUACAGCAGACCAAAAAACGACCCGGGUCAGGAAACUCGGUAAUACCCGGCUCAGUAAACAGGCCGUUGAGGGAAGGUCUUGGCCCAAUUUCGGGGAUGCUGUAAGGGAAGAUGUUGGUAGCGGAGUCACUAUGGUUUCCACUGAAGAAAUCUUCCUUGAACGACCUAGAGCCCUUGGCAGCAAAGUAGACAAAACAAAGGCUGGUGGAGAUUCCUUGGCUCAACUAGGAAAAGGAGGUGUUCUUACGGUGUGCAGAACAUGUGGUAAGAAGGGUGAUCACUGGACAUCUCGGUGCCCAUACAAGGACCUCGCACAACCAACCGAAGCGUUCAUCGAUAAGCCUGCAGUAUCCAUUGCUGGAUCGGGUAAGAAUACUUAUGUUCCUCCAGGCAUGAGAAACGGAGCUGAUAGAAGUGGAACCGAUAUGAGACGCAGACACGAUGACAACUCUGUCCGGGUUAUUAACCUUUCAGAGGAUACACUGGAACCCGACUUGCCCGAGCUUUUCCGACCAUUCGAUGCCAUAAGUCGAGUUUAUCUUGCUAUUGACAAGAAGAUGGGGAUGAGUCGAGGGUUCGGUUUUGUUAACUUUGUGAACAAGGAAGAUGCCCAGAGAGCAAUAAACAAACUAAAUGGCUAUGGCUAUGAUAAUCUCAUCCUCAGAGUUGCAUGUGCCACGCCAACGAAUUAGAUUAGGUAUCUUCAUUUAGGUUUAUUACUUAAAAAGAAAAAAUUUAGGCUACUUCAUAUAUUC